This is a messenger RNA of Glycine soja, 1250 nucleotides long. Its product is annotated as pentatricopeptide repeat-containing protein At1g62350. NCBI's taxonomy places the organism in Eukaryota, Viridiplantae, Streptophyta, Magnoliopsida, Fabales, Fabaceae. The coding region runs from base 244 to 942 and encodes 232 amino acids. Gene Ontology annotation, molecular function: protein binding. The transcript is spliced from 3 exons. The record is from RefSeq and is a predicted model, not a curated record.
UGCAUCUUGGCGCAACAACCCAUGAUUUUAAAAAUAAUACCCAUGUUGAGUUUUGUGAUGGAUAGAGUCAUAUAAAUACAAAGAGUGUUAUCAAAUCCACUUCUCUAUUCAGAUAUAACAUACCAUGGAGUUUGAGUGAGUUAAAGCUAAAACUGUGAAGAUUAAAAAAGGUUGAUAGCAAUGGCCAGAAAUAUAUACCUCUGAAUUUUAUUUUUUUUCUGCUUCCGCUGUCUGUGUUUGUUAAUGCCGAUGCGUGUUGCGGUUGCUGCAGUGGUGCGAGUGGGCUCACGUAACUGGGCCCGGUGGGCUUCAGGUGUGGCCUCGAGCCCAACCCUUUCGAUAUGGCGGCGAAAGAAGGAGAUGGGGAAGGAAGGGCUGGUGGUGGCCAAAGAGCUGAAGAGGCUCCGGUCGGACCUGGUCUGGCUCGACCUCUUCAUCCAGUCCAGCGUCUCCCGCUUGCUCAAGUCCGACCUCGUCGCCGUCCUCGUCGAGUUCCAGAGACAGAACCAAGUCUUCCUAUGCACCAAGUUGUAUGAUAUAGUCCGGAAAGAAAUAUGGUAUCGGCCAGACAUGUUUUUUUAUAGGGACAUGCUUAUGAUGCUUGCGCGAAACAAAAGGGUGGAAGAAGCUAAGAGUGUUUGGGGUGAUUUGAAAGAGGAGGAAGUUUUAUUUGAUCAGCAUACGUUCGGAGAUAUCAUUAGAGCUUUUCUAGAUAACGGAUUGCCCUCAGAGGCAAUGGACAUAUAUGAAGAAAUGAGACAGUCUCCUGAGCCUCCCCUUUCAUUGCCUUUUCGCGUGAUAUUAAAAGGGCUCAUUCCCUAUCCAGAAUUAAGAGAGAAAAUAAAAGAUGACUUCUUAGAGAUUUUCCCAGGUAUGAUCAUCUACGACCCCCCAGAGGACUUGUUCGAAGAUAAUGAACAACACAAGGAUAGAGAUAACUAGAAUAGAAUUGCUUAGUUCCCUGGACUCCUACACAACUAUAUGUGUUCUAACAUUCAAUUCAUGUGGAGAUCAGGGUGUUUGCAGCAUAUUUUGUAUGCUGAACCUGCCUGGUGCCAUGCAAUGUUGAGACCUGGUAGCUGUUGCUGUAUAUAUAAUAAUUUCAAAGUGAUUCUCUUUUGAUCUAAGCUUUGAGUUUUUCCUAAUUUAGAUUAUUUUUUAAAUUAAUUUACAUCUUAAGCCUAAACAGUGUAAACGAAUGUUGAUGAUACGUAUGGAGGGAGUUGUUCAAUGGAAAUUAAUACACACAA